AUGAGAUACCCUACAUUAGCGUUCGCCGUCUCUCUGGCUAUUGCCUGGUCUCUUCCAGGGGCACUAGCAAUUGAUUCCAAUGCUGCCGAAGCCAGAGAAGCGGCGAGCUCAUACCUGGCCUCUCUUUCGAUUGCUAAAACCCAUAGUGCCUCUUUUGCCGAACCAACAGACCUGGCCAGUGCUCGUGCCGCCGUCGUAGCCGGAGGUUACUCCUCCAAGCUAUACAUUGAGAUAAUGAAUCGUUGUCCAACAAGUUGCAGCAGCGCUGGCAUGAACACCAGUUCUUGGUAUACAUACCAUGAUAUCGACCCUGAUGCCUCAGCCUGUGUACCUAAAGGUGUGCAGCAGCGAAACACCACAUCUCCCGUGCAGCUAUUAUCGUCGGGUGACUCGUCUUCAGCCCAUGUUGCGGAUGUAGUUGCCGCCCUAGACCAAUUACAAGCCUUCUCGACUCAAUAUAGAGCAGGUUGCAACGAAUUUAUCAAAUAUGCCUACUCAGGUGAUAGUUUCGUGGGUGUCUAUGUCGGAUCAGGCCUCACUAGACAAAAUAUUCUCCCUUCGGUUCUCAAGAAGCUUAGCAGCCAGCUUAAGAGUGAUGGUAGCGUUUCAGAGGAACUAGUGGUCCAGUUGUGCAGCAAAUCUUCGGCCAGAUACUCGUUGGGUAUUUUCACCAAUACCAAGGGCCACCUCGGUUCGGUCCAAUCUGGUCUUCAGUCGUGGAAAAAUGGCAGCUGUAUAACGACCACUCACGAGGCUACCCCAGCGUGGCAAGAGGCAACCUAUCUGAUCCCAGCCGGCUUACACAGCAACUCCUCUACAACAACCAUGACUAGUACCGCUGCUUUACCUCGAUGGAAGCCUAUAAAAACCCGCGAUAGUGUUUGUCGUACUAUCCAGGUAGAACCCAACGACUCAUGCGAUUUGCUCGCUAGCGAAUGCGGCAUUACAGCAGCGGACUUUUUAAAAUUUAAUCCUAGCCCGACCCUGUGUGGAAGCUUAAAGCCUGGUCAACAUGUUUGCUGCAGUCCUGGAACUCUCCCAGAUUUCUCACCGAAACCGGACGCAAAGGGCUACUGUUACCCCUACUUAGUCAAGUCUGGUGAUUCUUGUUCUUCCCUCGCCGCAGCCUACGAUAUAUCAAAUGAUGAUAUUGAGAAGUUCAACCAGAAAACGUGGGGUUGGAACGGCUGCCAAAAGUUAUUCGCCGACUACACCAUAUGCCUUAGCAGCGGCUACCCUCCUAUGCCUGCUCCUGUCGCUAAUGCAGUUUGCGGACCACAAGUAAACAACACAGCUCCCUCACCCCCAGGAACAGACCUAAGCCAACUGAAUCAGUGUCCCCUUAACGCAUGUUGUAAUAUUUGGGGCCAAUGUGGGACGACUAGCGAGUUCUGCACUCCGUCAAACUCUAGUACGGGGGCCCCAGGUACAGCAGCUCCCGGAGAGAAUGGUUGUAUUUCCAAUUGUGGCACAGAUAUUAUAACAUCCGAUGCUCCCAGCGAAACCUUCCAUAUUGCCUAUUUUGAGGGCUUCGACUGGAAGCGACCCUGCUUACGUAUGUCAGUUUCUGAAAUCGAUACUUCGGCUUAUACUCACAUCCAUUUCUCCUUUAUUACCCUUAAUAAGGAUUUCUCCAUCAAUUCGGAUGAUGUGGCAGAUCAGCUUCCAUUACUACAGGGCAUGGUCGGUAUCCGUCGCAUUGUAUCAGUUGGCGGUUGGGAUUUCUCUACAAACCCAGAUACCUACAUGAUAUUCCGCGAUGCGGUGAGUUCUGAUGCAAACAGAAAGGCGCUAAUUGCCAACGUUAUUAAGUUUCUGAAUGAUCAUGACUUGGAUGGUAUUGAUUGGGAUUGGGAGUACCCAAAUGAGCCCGAUAUCCCCGGUAUCCCCGCUGGCUCAGAGGAAGACACCACUGGCUAUUUUCUGAUGCUCAAUGAAUUGAAACAGAAAAUGCCAGCUGGCAAGACUGUUUCUAUUACUGUUCCAGCAUCGUUCUGGUAUCUACAGCGUUUCCCUAUCAAAGCCCUGAGCCUCGUUGUCGACUAUAUCGUGUACAUGACCUAUGACUUACAUGGGCAGUGGGAUUAUACCAAUAAGUUUGUGAGCCCCGGAUGCGUUUCAUACUCUCAGGGGCUAGGAAACUGUCUACGAUCCCAUGUCAACCUCACCGAGACAGUUAAUGCCCUAUCGAUGAUCACUAAAGCGGGUGUCCCAUCAAAUAUGGUCGCCAUCGGCCUCAGUAGCUACGGCCGCUCAUUUCAAAUGGAUACUCCCGGCUGCUGGACCGAGCAGUGUACCUUUACAGGGCCUGCAUCGGGGGCAUAUCCUGGGCCUUGUACCAAUACAGCUGGGUAUAUAUCCGAUUACGAGAUAGGUCUAAUUACAUCUCAGAACCCAUCGGCACAAGUUUUAUGGGAUGCCAACUCAUACUCGAAUAUCAUCUUGUUUAACGGCACUCAGUGGGUUGCUCAUAUGAACAAGACUAAUAAGGCUACUCGGAAGGCUCUUUAUCCGGGUCUCAAUUUCCUUGGGACUGCCGACUGGGCAGUUGAUUUGCAGUCUGAACAUGGUGAUGGGCCAGGCUCGCAGACUAAUUCCUCAAGUGAGGUCAUCUAUAUAGACCCUGGUAUAUGGGAAUCGGCGACUCCUCAAGUAGUUGGCCCACCGGGUGCAACGCUAAUCUGGCCCCCAAUGCCACUCUCGAGUACUACCACGAUUACAUUCCCAUUAUGGACCACUACAAUUUCGUAUUCUAGUCUCACAACUCUCACAAGUACCCAGAUGGAUGGCUCAACAUCGACCUAUCCUCACUACGUCUAUGUAUCAUGGCUUACAUCUCUGACAAUUCCGCCAGUGAUAACUACUCGUAUCCCCGUCUGGGGUGUAUCUCUUACCAAGAGCCUAACAACCGGCACUAUUUAUCUUACAAGUUCUGUACAGCCACCUCCGUUCCAAGUCACUAUUACGCCAGUUAUCAGUGGUACCACCUCUGUUAUCAGCGCUACCAAAACCACCACGAUCCCAGCGGGCACAGUUAUCUGGGGCACCAGUACUUACGUCAAGCCUGAGGAAACGGAGACUCUAGGGGGGACCACGACAGUGGUGAGCGGGAAAACUUUGCCGCCCACUGUUAUUACUAUAACGCCAAAUCCUCAUCCCACAACAGUGCCUGGAACUGUGGACCCCAUCAUCAACCCUAAGACGCCUAAAUGGACGUCUGGCAGAAAACCUGAACCUACUGCCAAACCUGACUGCGACGGCUGCGGCUCAAUCUGCCUGCUGUUCUGCGAUCCUGACUGCCCUUUCUGCCCUCCUGGAGUCUUUCCUCAACCUGGCGGUGGCUCUAAUAAUAACGGGGACGACGGUGAAAGCUCAACAAGUACACCCACUGGAUCAAACGGCGCCCACACAAUUUUGUAUGAGACCCUCGCUGAUGACGCGUAUCCAACAACGCUUGCGGAUAUAGCCAUGUUGUCUUCGCUAGCCUCGGAAGAAAUAUCCCUCAUCAGGUCUUUCUUGGGUAUUUCUAGUAGUACCACCAAGCCCACAUCGACCCCAACGCCAACACCACCGCCCAAACCUACGCCCAAAGCAGACUGUGACUUCUGGGAUGAGGGCUGGGGCUGGACGUUUGAAAUCUACAACAUCGACGGCUGGUCAAUGGACAAAGGUGACUCACUACAUCAUGAAGAGAAAGGAUGUGGCGCCCUCACAGGCUGGGAUUAUCACGAGGCAGACUCGACCACCUUUGCGUACACCUAUUUUAACCUUCCAUUCUUCAUCAAAGAUGGCUGCGUCGAGCGCGCUAUUGUUUCAGCUGGCGGUCCCAAGAUCUCUUGCAAGGGCCAUAGCAUCUUUGAGAGGAAACGGAGUGGUGUCAACUCCAGGGCGAGUAUAGGAGCCAGGGCCCGCGUUAGGGCGAAUGCCGUGCCUCCACACUAUUCCGACGAGCAGGUUAAGGAGUUUGAGAGAAUCUACGCCCAUAACACAUCUUAUCGCUCAUAUUCGCCGUUAAACUGGGCUACUGACACCAGUAAGCCAACCAUGACCACAGCGCCGACUAUUACUACCCGAUAG
Messenger RNA from Microsporum canis CBS 113480, 4077 nucleotides. Its product is annotated as class V chitinase Chi100. Bases 1 to 4077 code for a protein of 1358 amino acids. Gene Ontology annotation, molecular function: chitin binding. The record is from RefSeq and is a predicted model, not a curated record. Lineage: Eukaryota; Fungi; Ascomycota; Eurotiomycetes; Onygenales; Arthrodermataceae. Gene Ontology annotation, biological process: carbohydrate metabolic process. The transcript has 5 exons.